UGUUUGGAUUUUUCUCUCACCCACUUCGGUCUUCACAUGUAAAAGUAAAUCCAAGUGUAUUUUCUCUCAGAUCUUUUAUUCGAGACUUUCUCUCUCUCCCAAAUCACCGUCGAUGGACUGACAAGACAGGAGAGAGGGAGAGUACCUACUCCAACACACAGUCACACACACACACUAUACCUAGUUACAGUCUUUCAGACAGAGACACAGAUUACACCAUACUAAUUUCAGAUUGGAGCGCCCUCAGAGGAGAGCUUCAACUUUUGGUGCCCAUUCAUGGUCACUGCGUCUCAUCUUUCCUACAUGAAGUUUCUCUCUCUGGGUCUCCAAUAUGUCCACCACAAACCAACCCCAAUCCCAAUACCAAUCCCAAACCCAUGUUGAAUUCCAAGACGACGACGGUGGUGGUGGUGGUCGCCGCCAUUCCACCGCCCUGAGCCCCGGCGAAGGAAGUCAGCGCAGCUCCACCUCCUCCGACGCCGACGACGACCGGUCCUGGCACUCCACGCUCGGUUCCACAAGCGUCUCUGGUACUGAGAUUGUUGGGGUUUCUGAUAAGAGGAGGGAAUCCUCCGUGUCCGAGUGUUCGGUGGAGGUGGAUCUGGAAGCUGGUGUGCCGGAGAUUAAGGUACAUUUGGCCAAAAUCGAGAGAGAUUGCAGGAUAUGUCAUCUGAGCUUGGAUGCAUCGAAUCCAGAAUCUGGGAUUCCUAUUGAAUUGGGUUGUUCAUGUAAGGAUGAUUUGGCUGCUUCCCAUAGACACUGUGCUGAGGCUUGGUUCAAGAUCAAGGGCAACAAGACCUGUGAGAUAUGUGGAUCCACUGCACGCAAUGUUGCUGGUGCAAAUGAAACUGAGUUGAUGGACCAGUGGAAUGAGGCCAAUGAUACUGGAGCUGCACCUGCAGCUGCACCAGUGCCCCCAGCAGAGACUCGAAACUUCUGGCAGGGCCAUCGGUUUCUUAAUUUCCUGCUUGCUUGUAUGGUAUUCGCCUUUGUCAUCUCUUGGCUCUUUCACUUCAACGUACCCUCAUGAAGCCCUUAUCACAAGGGGACCCUGCCACUGAAAUGAAGCAGAUAAGCCUCAGAUCUCCUGGUAUUUAUUCAGGUACUCUUUUUGGCAUUGCUGCUUCCCAUUCUUGGUUGAAGAAAAUGAAAUCUGUACCUGUGUGUUGUUUAUAUUGGUAUCAUUAUCAGCGUUUAGUGGGCUUGUAGUUCUUGUUAUCAUUUUUUUUUUUUUCUUUAAUUUUGUUUUUUUCUUUUGCGCUGUUUGAUAUGUUAUUAUGUACUGUUGUAACUUUCUAUUCCACUGCGGCUGUUGUAUCAAAUGAUUCUGAUCUAUUUCUCAUC
Molecule: messenger RNA, 1344 nt
Organism: Cornus florida
Lineage: Eukaryota; Viridiplantae; Streptophyta; Magnoliopsida; Cornales; Cornaceae
Exons: 2
Coding region: 332-1030 (232 amino acids)
Molecular function (GO): zinc ion binding
Source: RefSeq, a predicted model, not a curated record